Messenger RNA from Danio rerio (zebrafish), 1746 nucleotides. It is a transcript of the gene derl3, whose product is annotated as derlin 3. Gene Ontology annotation, biological process: proteasomal protein catabolic process; cellular response to stress. The record is from RefSeq and is marked validated. Lineage: Eukaryota; Metazoa; Chordata; Actinopteri; Cypriniformes; Danionidae. Gene Ontology annotation, cellular component: endoplasmic reticulum membrane.
UGUUUGUGUCACUCCGCCCACAGUCAAGCUCUCAUAUUCACAGGCAAACAUCAUGAACCGUUAAAAAUGACCAGUUCGAAACAAACACUAAACGCGGACAUGGAUUUACCGAAGCAUAAAGUCUCGUCCUACUGAACUGGUCGUUGUUUAUUCGGCGUCAGAGCGGCUAAUAUGUGGUAUUAGUGAGAGCUGAAGUGUAGAUAAGAGAAAGAUCAUGGCAAACAGCGUCACUCAGGAGUACAUGCAGAUUCCCGCGGUCACUCGCGCGUACACCACUGCAUGUGUCUUAACCACGGCCGCUGUGCAACUGGAGCUCAUCACACCAUUUCAACUCUAUUUCAACCCUGACUUGAUAUUAAAAAAAUACCAGAUAUGGCGACUGAUCACCAACUUCUUGUUUUUUGGACCUCUAGGCUUCAGCUUUUUGUUCAACAUGAUUUUCCUAUACCGAUACUGCCGGAUGCUGGAGGAAGGCUCCUUCCGUGGCCGAACAGCAGAUUUCGUUUACAUGUUCCUGUUUGGUGGUGUUCUCAUGACCCUCUUUGGUCUGUUUUCUAACCUGUUCUUCUUGGGCCAGGCGUUCACCAUUAUGUUGGUUUAUGUAUGGAGCAGAAGGAACCCGUUUGUCCGCAUGAACUUUUUCGGCCUGCUCAACUUCCAGGCUCCAUUCCUGCCCUGGGUGCUCAUGGGCUUCUCUUUGCUGCUGGGCAACUCUAUUGUUAUUGAUCUCCUGGGGAUUGGUGUUGGACACAUCUACUACUUCCUGGAGGAUGUAUUUCCCAACCAGCCAGGAGGCAGAAAGCUGCUUGCCACUCCUGGAAUUUUUCGAUUUUUGUUUGAUCCACCUCAAGAAGAUCCCAAUUACGCCCCUCUUCCAGAAGAUCCGAGUGGGAUGUCCUGGAAUGGACAAGGUGUAGAAGAUCAAAAUGAGGACGAUCUUCAGAGAGACGGAAACUGAAGGUUUUACACCCAGAACUUUUCACGUGCUGUUUGUUGUAUUUGAAGUUUUAGCCUACAUGUGAAGUUGUAACUCAAACUAUGCAAUAGUUGUUGAAGAUGAAGAAAGUGGUCACACUUUCAGAAGUAUCCCACAAAAAGAUUGAAACUUUAUCCACCUUUGUGCCUUUUGUGCUAAUUAAGCGCACAAAAUCCAAAUUUAGCAUUCAGUGCCAUGGACAUCGCGAACAACUUUUACUUUGUUCUGGAAAAAACAAUGCCCGUCUGUUCAAACAAUUGCUGUUUUUUAAAACAACUAGUGUUGAAUGAAUCUCACAGAGCAGCGGUGGCUGGCAGUAAUGGACUUGAAAAGAGAAGCCAUUCAAAUCUCCCAAACCACAAUCUUUCAUUCCGGAGGGGUUGUGAUUUCCACGAGAGGAUACUUUCUUGGGUACAAUACUGUGCCGUAUAUCUUUUUCCUACAAUACAUUGAGUGGUGGCGCAGGUGGACACGUUCACAAAUGUGCCGACUAUCUGAAAUGGCAAAUUAAACUGCAGACUAUGCAUUUCCAAGCCUGUGGCCUUUGUUAGCCCAGCACCGCCGCAAAAUACAAAAGGCUUUGUAUGGUGAAACUGAAAGAUGAGUCUGUGCUUUACAAAAUCUUUUUAAAACCAUAUGUUAAAGGAAGCUCAUGUUUAUCUGAAUAUAUAUAUAUAUAUAUAUAUAUAUAUAUAUAUAUAUAUAUAUAUAUAUAUAUAUAUAUAUAUAUACUAAAUGGGCAAUUAAUAAAGUUUCUUGUUGGAUUUUAA